AUGGUGAAGAAAUCUCCCUUUGCACCGAUUUCAAUCCCAUCAUGCAACCUCCUCUCGUUCCUUUUCCCCCCAGGCUCACAGCUGCAUUCCGCCACCGAUCCUAUCUGGCUUGAUGCUGCCAACCCUGCCCUUCAGCUCUCCACGGCCGCGGCCCUGAGUUGGAUCAGACGUCUGAGCUUGAGCUUGGAAACCCUCCGGGAUCAUGCAGGAGCACAGGUCGUGAAGAGGGGCGAAGUGGUACUUAUCCUUACGCCUAACCAGAUAUUCGUACCGGUGGCAUAUCUAGGCAUUAUCGGGUCCGGGAGAAUAUUUAGCGGCAUUAACCCGGCAUAUAGCGUUGAUGAAGUGGUAUAUCAAAUGAGCAACACCGAGGCCAGACUCGUUCUCGUUCAUCCUUCUUUAAUUGAUACGGCACUCACGGCGGCAAAGCGAGCUGGUAUACCUGCCGAUCGGUUGUUCCAGUUCUCAGAAACUGAGGUCAGUGCGCGAGAUGGAGUCCGUGACUGGCGUGACUUGCUAGCAGAUCCUGAGGAAGCGCGUAACUACCAAUGGCCGGAGCUGAGUCCCACUGAAGCGGUGGAGACAAUUGCAACGAUCAACUAUUCUUCUGGCACCACGGGCCUUCCCAAGGGCGUCUGCGUAAGUCACCGGAAUUUGAUUGCGAAUGUCUCGCAAGCGGAUUUUACACGCGAUGUCUUGAAACAAUAUGGCCCUGAAGGGCCCCCCAGGCACAAAUGGCUGGGCUUUCUGCCGCUAUAUCACGCAUACGGGCAAAUGGUAACCAUUCUUCUUGCAGUUCAUCUUCAAUUCCCUGUAUAUGUGAUGAAGAAAUUCGUGUUUGAAGACUUCCUCCAAGCCAUCCAAGAUUAUAAAAUUACACAUCUCCACCUAGUGCCGCCAAUCAUGGUGAUGCUAAGCAAACGGCCAGAGACAGCCAAGUAUGACAUGAGCAGCGUGCUCGAAAUAUCCUGCGGGGCCGCCCCACUGUCGCGUGAGCUGCAGAAUGAAGUAGCCAGGAAAUAUGGAGUAACCGUCAAACAAGGAUGGGGCAUGACGGAGGUCACCACGGGCGCCAUGCGAGUCCCCGCCUGCUUGAAAGACCAAACUGGCAGCGCUGGGGUGCUUGACCCAAACUGCGAGUGCAAGCUUCUAGACGACCACGGAAAUGAAGUCGCCGACGGGGAGCCCGGGGAAAUGUACAUCCGGGCGCCUAAUGUCGCCAUGAGAUAUUGGAAAAAUGAAGAAGCCACCAAAGAAACCAUGCUGCCGGAUGGCUGGCUUCGGACUGGAGAUAUUGCAGUCUCGCGCGGAGACUGGUUCUGGAUUGAGCUUAUCAAGGUUAACGCGCUCCAAGUGGCGCCAGCAGAGCUGAAAGCCGUCUUACUGGAACAUGAUGACAUUGCCGAUGCUGCUGUCGUAGGAUUGACACUAAAUGAUGAAGAAUUUCCACGUGCAUACGUGGUACUCAAAGAAGCUGCGAAACAGCGCCAGAAUCCUCCAACUCGAGGGCAGAUUCAGGAGUGGAUCAAACCCCGCGUUGCCAGACACAAGUGGCUAACGGGUGGUGUUGAGCUCAUAGACGAGGUGCCCAAGCUGCCUAGUGGCAAGAUUGUGCGGAAGCUGAUGAGGGAAUGGGCAAAAAGGGACGCAUCUAAGCUUCAGGGGCUGCGUAGAGCAAAAUUGUAG
Messenger RNA from Ophidiomyces ophidiicola, 1686 nucleotides. RefSeq lists its product as uncharacterized. Lineage: Eukaryota; Fungi; Ascomycota; Eurotiomycetes; Onygenales; Onygenaceae. The transcript is spliced from 5 exons. Gene Ontology annotation, biological process: secondary metabolic process. Gene Ontology annotation, molecular function: CoA-ligase activity. The coding region runs from base 1 to 1686 and encodes 561 amino acids. The record is from RefSeq and is a predicted model, not a curated record.